Molecule: messenger RNA, 1572 nt
Organism: Cucumis sativus (cucumber)
Lineage: Eukaryota; Viridiplantae; Streptophyta; Magnoliopsida; Cucurbitales; Cucurbitaceae
Exons: 6
Coding region: 374-973 (199 amino acids)
Source: RefSeq, a predicted model, not a curated record
AUUUUCGCUGCCAAUAAUGGGAAGCAGUGAGUAGUGGGGGCCAAAGCCACACAAAAAGGGUGUAUAAACCACUACCCAAAAUCCACCAAUUGAACUAUCCAUACUACCCCAACACAAAUUCAUUACUCCCAAUUGAUCCUUCCAUACCAAUCUCUUUUCUUCCCUAAUUUUCUAGGAAACCCACCAAUUUUCUUUUAUGCUAUUAGGUUGAUUCUCAAUUCCCACUCGAAAAAAGCUUUCCCCCUUUUCCCUCAUCUAACUUUCAAUUUUUCUUGCCCCAAAGUCCACUCUAUCUCUUUCCAAUUUCAUUAACUGGGUUUUGGUUUUCCCCUCAAUCCAUGUUCUUCUCUGCGCUUUUCGCUUAAUUUCAACCAUGGUGAUGCUCAAUAGUUCUUUCGCUGCUUGGAUCAGCCGCUUGUUUGCUUGCAUGGGGGGUUGUUUUGGAUGCUGCACUAAACCCACACCUAUUAUUGCUGUGGAUGAGCCAUCUAAAGGACUAAGAAUUCAAGGACGAGUUGUUAAGAAACCUAGCAUAUCUGAUGGUUUUUGGAGCACAAGCACAUGCGAUUUGGAUAAUAGCACCAUUCAGUCUCAACGGAGCAUCUCGUCUAUCAGUACAUCAAACCUCACUCUCAGUCAUAGCAAUGUUGCUGGCAGUGUGAGCAGCUCUUCCGAAUUUGUAAAUCAUGGUCUCCUUCUCUGGAAUCAGACUAGGAUGCAGUGGAUUGGAAGUGGUACUACUAAGACGACAGAUGAAACUGAACAAAGACAGAAGGCAAAAAUCAGUUGGCGUGCAACGUAUGACAGUUUACUGGGUACAAGACAACCUUUUCCCCAUCCAAUUCCUUUGUCUUAUAAAACACAACAUACAAUGGCGAAAGAGUCAGUAGGCAAAACAGAAGUUCCACAAUCAUCAAAUAAGAGAGGAAUGAAGGACCCUCCAAAAGAAGAACCGAGAAAAAGCCAAAAAUAGAAAAAUAUGGUUUCAUUAAGUUAAAUAAAGAGUGCAAAACGUAUAGAAGAAAGUGAAGAAGAGACUAAAAACAAGGUAAGUGUUGCAAUACAAUUAAUAAACAUGAACUAAAUUGUCUAAUUUAAUAUUCAAAACAAGGGGAACAGGAAAAGACAAAAAGUGUGGAAGAGAAAAAAAGGAAGAAGAUGAUAUAGAUGAAGAAUGGGAAGUGGAGACAGAAGAAAAAGAAGAGUUAAGAUCAACAAAAGAGUGAAGCGAAAAAAGUACGCAACCAAGGACUAAUAAGAAUGGACAAAAGAAGACAAAAAGAGGAAGAAGGUAAUUAAUUGUAUAUAAAUUACGUAACUCCAACCUCUUUGUCUAUUGUAUUUUAUCUAUUCUUGUAACAAAAAUGUAAAAUAGGUGAUAACUCCAAAGAAGGGAACAAAAAAUGAUGACAGAAGAAGAAAAGAAAAAUGACAAUUGAAGGAAGAAAGGGCCAAGGUAUACGAUUAUGUACUGUAUUUCACACGAUACGGGUCUUUGUACUGUAGAAAUAUGUAUAAUUGAUUAUUGGAAUUACAUUGUACUACAAUUACAGUGUAUCUGUAAUUAUCCUA